UACAGGACCAGGAUAAUAACGAAACAGUUGCAUAUUGGCUCUCCAAUUCAUUCGCGUUACUCCGACUUAUGCAACGAACAUCCGAAUCAAGUGCAGCAGCUCCUCAGAGACAACGGUUCAUGAGAACUGGAGAUUCACCACAAAGCAGUAUAUUUGGUAUGAUCAAAAAGAUCAAUCUCCAGCAAGCUAUUGAAGCCCAUCCUGCUCUUCUUUUCAAGCAACAGCUCACAGCUUACCUUGAGAAGACGUAUCGAAUGAUAAGAGACAAUUUGAAGAGAGAGAUAUCUCCAUUUCUUGGUCAUUGCAUUCAGGCACCGAGAACAGCUCGCAUAAGUCGGACUCAUGGAGCUUCUGUUGCAAACGUCUUGGCCCAGCAGAUCGGCCAUUGGCAGAGUAUUGUGAAAAUAAUAACAAACUACCUGGGUGUUUUGAAAUCCAAUUAUGUUCCUUCAUUCUUAAUCUGCAAGCUGUUCGGUCAAAUAUUUUCAUUCAUUAAUGUCCAGUUGUUCAUGAGCGUGCUUCUCCGAGGAGAGUGCUGUUCAUUUAGCCACGGAGAAUAUGUCAAGGCUGGAUUGGCAGAGUUAGAACAGUGGAUCAUUGAUGCGACUGAAGAGUAUGCAGGCUGUUCCUGGGAAGAACUGAAGCACAUUAGGCAGGCUGUUGAAUUCCUUGUUAUUAUUGAAAAGCCAAAGAAAACACUGGAAGAGAUCACCAACGAUUUGUGCCCUGUCCUUAGCAUAGCACAGAUAUACCGUAUCAGUACGAUGUAUCGGGAUGAUAAAUUUGGCACCCAAACAGUUUCGUCAGAGGUAAUCACAAGUAUGAAAACAAUUAUGACUGAAGAAUCAGAAAAUGGAGUGGUCGUUCCUUUCUUAUUUGAUGCUGAUGGAAGCAUUCCAUUUUCGCUGCAUGACCUUCAGAAGUGUGCGCAGAAAUUCGAGGUAACAGAUGUUGAUAUGCCGCCUUUGGUCCUGGAGCAUCCUUGCUUUAACUUCCUACACAAAACAAAGGACAAACUGGACGGCCCGGCCCUCCAAAGUUAAAAAUACCUCUUGUUCUCUUCCAAAUGUAAUGUGUCCAAGGAAAUCGCCGUUCAUACAUCAUUGUCUUGUGAACUGCAAAGAUCAUAGUUGGAAUAAGUUGCAGUGACAAUUGUGUUGUUGGCGUGUUAUUUGUUUCAUUCAAUGCACGCCAUGUUCUCCCAAUCGAGAAUGUUUGUAACCAAGACAAACGUAUGUACCGCCGUUGCA
Messenger RNA from Triticum aestivum (bread wheat), 1250 nucleotides. Its product is annotated as myosin-9-like. NCBI's taxonomy places the organism in Eukaryota, Viridiplantae, Streptophyta, Magnoliopsida, Poales, Poaceae. The coding region runs from base 69 to 1043 and encodes 324 amino acids. The record is from RefSeq and is a predicted model, not a curated record. The transcript has 10 exons.